CAUCGUACACACAAUGUAUUUCCUGCUUUCCCCAAGUCAGCCUCACAAACACACAGACCAACAGUCUUCAUUGCCGGAUGUGACGUUUUCCUGUAACGCCUGGUGUACGGAUGCUUCAGCUGUAAGACUUCAAACUACACUCCUGCUUCUUUUUAUAUUCUCUCGGGAAACUAAAGCUCAUCUUAACAGAUUCAUAUUGUUGCUUCUUUAGCGAUGAAAGCCUUUUGGAGGAGAUUCGUAUUGUUUAUUUUUCUCAUUGAUCUCUGGUUUACUAUUAUCUGUUCACAGGAAACCACUAAAACAUGUGCCGAGUUGAAGCUGGAUGAUGCUGCCCACGGUGUCAACAUCUUCCAAGUGACCGAGGGCAGUUACUUCAACAUCAGCUUCAAGCUGACGACAAACAAGUGUCAGGUCCAACCGGCCUGGUUCCGAGUCAAAGUGUCGACAACUCAAAAAAACCGACAUUUUCCUUUUUGCACUAUCAUCUUCCAUAACCAGAUAUGUAAUGUCACGGAUAACUCGCAAGGAUGUCACUGUUUCCACGACAACUUACAACCGAGAGCUUGGAUUUACAGGAAGGCUUCUCUGUCCGACAUGGUGCAAAUACUGGAAUGGACAGAUUCCAAAGUUUCUGGCACACAGAAGGAAGAGACUUUCAUCCUUAGCGUUUCACCAAAGCCAGAGACGGAAAGAAGAGUAACUCUACUGACUUUUGCAAUCGCAUCAGCGACUACCUUUCCCUUGCUCAUCUUCAUCGUUGUGACCAUUACCUGCAUCAUUAGACGUAGAGCUCAAGUUUCAGAUCAAAGGGCGAAGAAUGAAAGAGUCGCCACAAAAGAAGAAGACAUACAUCAUUAUAGUACGUUGAACCAUGCAGGUCAAGUCUGCGAAGCGAAGGUCAUCAACCACACAUCCUACACGGAAGCUGCUUCUUCCAGUCAGUCACACUGCUCCAGUUCUCUCGAAGCUACUUAUGAGCCUUUUGAGCAAAUCAACGAGUACAUGGAACCAGGUGUGCCUGUGAAGUCCUUACUAGCAGACCUAAAGGAAUUCUUCAAAAAUAAGUCCUGAAGUUCUUCGGAUUCCACAUCUCUGUGACGCCGACACCCAACUCAAGGGAAUACUUACAGAGUAAGGAACUGAUGUACAGAUGAUUCAUCGUCUGACAAAACAAAUAGCAAGAAGACCCGUUAACCAUGGAUGUUUAUAGGUGGACUGCUGUCUGUCUGCCGAGACCAACGCUUAGCCUCUUGCAAAGUUCUCCGCUGUUAGUCUCGGCGAGCCUAAACAAAGAAUGGGACUAAACCGGAAGCUUUGUACAAACCAGCCUCGUUUUAGUAGUUAACUGGAAAAAAUCGUCCAGUAAUACAAGAUUGUGCUUCAAGUCUGUGGACAUGAACUUUAGCCUUCCUGUCGAAGCUACUUAACAAUAUUCAUGAACAGGCGUGUUUGAUUGUAUUCACCCACCCACACGCACGCGCACACACACACAAACACAUACAAACUCACAUAUGUACAUAUACACAGUUUUUAUUGAAUACAGAUCGUCGUUUUGAAUUGUAGUGAAUAAAAUGUAGAUGCUUGUAUUUAUAUUACAUUAAAUGCAAUUCGUGUGGUGAAUCGUUUACUCAUUUCUUAGUUCCUCAUUUGCCGUCUGCGAGGGGUUAAACAAAAUGAUAAUAACAGAUAAUGCACCAAUUCAUUUUGAGACAGAAAUACACAGUUUCAAGUUGGUAAGAAAUGUCACAAGGAAGUCCGAGGGUGGAACAAAGUGCACAUGGAUUUGUCACACUAGAAGAAGACAUGUGCUCUUUUCUACACAAACCUAAAUAUUCAGACACAAGGAAAUGAAACUGUUGCUAUCUGUAAACAGUGAUGCGGAAUAAAUAAGUAAAACACUCAUAAACAAUGAAUCUAUUGUAUCUCUGUUUUUUUCUGAUUUCUCUGACUGUUAAAUUUUGUCGUGUUAGUCGUGCGAAGAUCUCUUUCAGAUGGAGAUAUGCUUCAACACUCGGCUGUGUUUUCUUUUAUUUCAUGCAUUAUUGGUCACUCAAACAGUCUCCAAAGAAUGUUCAGAAACAUGUAAGUGUUUGAAAAUGCCUUUGCUAGAAGUAUUAUAAUGAUUUGCAACUAACUGUAACAAGGGAUUAAUGAUUGUUUUAUUAAUAAUACUAAUAACAACAAUAGUAGGAUAUUAAUCGAGAUGGAACAUUUGUUCACCAAUAUGUUGACCAAACUGAAUAAUAAAUAAAAAACAUUCUUUUAAAAUUCUGUUCGAUAAAUUUACUUGUUUUGAAAUUAUGAACUCAGGUGUCAAGCUGGUGCUUGCCAAUAAAAAGCAUAAGGACAAUGUGGUUGAAGUAAACAAGGACAGUUACGUCAACAUAAGCUUUGUGUUAACAACAAAGAAGUGUCCCACCAAGCAGGACUGGCUCCGAGUGAAAAUCUUAAAACCUGGAGAAAGCCUUGGCACACCAAUAUGUACAUUUGUUUUUCAAAAAGGUACUUGCACUACGACAGAUUUGUCUUUGAUGUGCAACUGUUUGUCC
This is a messenger RNA of Pomacea canaliculata, 2549 nucleotides long. RefSeq lists its product as uncharacterized. The record is from RefSeq and is a predicted model, not a curated record. NCBI's taxonomy places the organism in Eukaryota, Metazoa, Mollusca, Gastropoda, Architaenioglossa, Ampullariidae. The transcript is spliced from 5 exons. Bases 214 to 1071 code for a protein of 285 amino acids.